Messenger RNA from Dicentrarchus labrax (European seabass), 1030 nucleotides. RefSeq names its product ribosyldihydronicotinamide dehydrogenase [quinone]-like. The transcript has 6 exons. The record is from RefSeq and is a predicted model, not a curated record. Gene Ontology annotation, molecular function: NAD(P)H dehydrogenase (quinone) activity. NCBI's taxonomy places the organism in Eukaryota, Metazoa, Chordata, Actinopteri, Moronidae. The coding region runs from base 118 to 936 and encodes 272 amino acids. Gene Ontology annotation, cellular component: cytosol.
GAAGGCCUGGUGUAUAAAAACAGAACCUUGAGUUCUGCUUCAGGAUGAGCAGGUCUUUCCAUUAGUACGCCAGCUAAUUAUAAAGCUCAUCGGUUAAGAUUGAAAUCUGACUUCAGAAUGGCAGCAAAGAAAGUGUUGCUUGUGUAUGCCCACCAGAGCUCUGGGUCAUUCAACGCUGCUGCCAAAGAUGCUGCAGUGGAAGUUUUAGCAGCUCAGGGCUGCACAGUUGAAGUAUCUGACCUGUAUGCCAUGAAGUUUAAAGCCACUGCUACUGCUGAGGACAUCAUUGGAGAAGUUAAGAAUUGUGAUCACUUCCGUUAUGCAGAGGAGACCAAACUGGCAUGGGAGGCAGGAAAACUGUCUACUGACAUCACCGAAGAACAACGCAAACUCACUGAGACAGACCUUGUCAUCUUUCAGUUCCCCAUGUACUGGUUCACUGUCCCUGCAAUCAUGAAGGGCUGGAUUGACCGGGUUCUCACACUGGGGUUUGCUUUCUCACAAGAGAAGCGAUACAGCCAGGGUAUCUUCAAGGAAAAGAAAGCUAUACUGUCCUUCACAACUGGGUCUCAAGAGUCCAUGUUCAGUGCAAAUGGUAUUAAUGGAGACAUGAAUGUCACACUAUGGCCACUACAGAAUGGCAUCCUGCACUACUGUGGCUUCCAAGUUUUGGCCCCUCAGAUUUUCUGGGCUCCGUCUCACGCUCCCGCUGAGGUACGCAGCACCAUGCUGGAGGGCUGGCGUACACGACUGCAAGGCCUCCUAGGAGAGGAACCACUUUCCUUCACUCCCUUGGACUGCUUCGAUGGGGAGAAGGGUUUCCAGCUGAAGCCCGAGGUCUGUGAAAAACAUGCCACCAAGGAGUUCGGCCUGACAGUGGGGAUCCACCUGGGCAAGCCACUACCACCCAACAACCAGAUGAAAGCCGGAGUCUAAAGACUGCAGGAACUCAUUGCAUGUCAUGCCUGUCUUUUAUUGUCUGGAGAAAUAAAAGCUGAGAGAUUAAUAAAAAAAUAAAUCUGUUACUUUA